Molecule: messenger RNA, 3394 nt
Organism: Camelina sativa (false flax)
Lineage: Eukaryota; Viridiplantae; Streptophyta; Magnoliopsida; Brassicales; Brassicaceae
Biological process (GO): DNA-templated transcription
Cellular component (GO): nucleus
Source: RefSeq, a predicted model, not a curated record
UUGUUGCUGUCACCACCGAAACAGCUGAAAAAAAAUUAGUACAAGCUCUCCUUAUCCGUCUCCAUCCCAAAUCCAGAAGCUUUAGGGUUUCCAUUUCCAAUCGCAUCUUAAUCUUCUCCGAUUCAUUCGAAUUGAACCGUUGUUUUAUCUUUCUUAUCAGCUGCUGAAGUGAAUGUUGGAUUCAGCUUUGGUUGAUCAUGUCCAGUAAUAUGGGAACAGAGCAUAUCUCUACUCAUCUAGAGGCUUUGAAAACGGAUUCAGAUACUUUUGGAGAAACGAGUUUGAUGGAGAUGGGAUCAAAUGAUCCUCCUUCUGUUCAGCAUAUCUCUGUUUCAGACAUGGAACAAGAGCCUGCAGCUUCCACAAGCAGCAACCUUGACUUUCCGAAAGAGGAAACAUCUGUCUCUGGUCCUUUGACAUUCCAAUUUGAUCUAGAGAAUGUCUCUUUUCAGUCCUCUUUGUUGGUUGAUUCUCAGACUUUGAUGCCUCAGUUACAACCUCCUGUUGCACUUCCCUAUUCUGGAGAUAGGUCAUUGCAGUUGACAGGGAAGCGGAAAUCACCGGCAGAGACUACUCUCGGUGGUUCUGCUUCGGAAAAGUUAGAUUCACCAAACAAGCGAGUAGAGCCAGUGCAUCACAGACCUUGGCUAGAACAAUUUUAUUCAUCAAGUAUACAACUGGGUCAUAUGCCAUCCGUUACUCUUUCUCCAAAGACGGAACAUUCACCAACGCCUACCAAGAAAGCAAGGCAAAUGAAACCCGCUCCCGGAAAAUCUGGGAAGCAUGUGAUGAACAAGAAACAAUCAGGCCUGUCGCUAGGGUCGAUGAAAACACAGAGUGAUGGGGGUAACGAGUCUUUGAGGUCUAAAAUGAAGGAAUCAUUAGCAGCUGCCUUGGCUUUGGUUCACCAGCAUGAGGAGUCUCCAAAAGAGGAAAAGAAUUCUGAAACUGAAGAAGCUACUAAUGUUCCAUUAGCUGAAAGUAGUGAGCCUGCCUCAGCCUGUGUUACCGGCGUUCCAGUAGCUGAGGGGAUCAUACCGGCAUCAUCCACAAAGGAUGAAAGUUCUAGGCUGAACGGCAACAAUGGAAGAAUCUUGUCGCAAGAGACUUCCAAUGACACAAAGAUGAAUUAUGUUAAUCAAUCUGAUGUACAGAAAACUCAAUUUGACGAGGUUUUCCCCUGUGAUGAUGUUCGUUUUAGUGAUAGUAUUUUAUCCGGGGAUGAACUUUUACAGGGCAAUGGCCUCUCAUGGGUUUUGGAACCUGUUUCAGAUUUUGGGGAGAAUGGAACUGGUAGAGGAAAAUCGUUGGAGGAUCCAGACCUCUUGGCAUCUAAAAUUGAGUUGGAACUUUUUAAACUAUUUGGAGGUGUGAACAAGAAGUACAAAGAGAAGGGAAGGUCUCUCUUAUUCAAUUUGAAGGAUAAGAACAAUCCUGAGUUAAGAGAAAGUGUCAUGUCCGGAAAAAUCUCUCCGGAGAGAUUGUGUUCUAUGACAGCUGAGGAACUUGCUUCUAAGGAGCUUUCUCAGUGGCGUCAAGCAAAAGCAGAAGAGCUGGCUGAGAUGGUUGUCCUACGGGAUGCAGACAUCGAUGUCAGAAAUCUGGUGAGGAAAACGCAUAAGGGUGAGUUCCAGGUAGAAAUUGAUCCCGUUGAUAGUGGGACAGUGGAUGUCUCUGCUGAGAUUACCUCACAUAGUAAGCCUCGAGCCAAAGCGAAAUCUGUGAAUUCAUCUACCAAAUCCACUCUAAAGAAAAAUGGCUCGAAUGAUAAGAACGCAAAAUCUAACCAGGAAACAUCAUCCGGUGUAACUCUACUCUCAGCGGAGGAGAUUGAUCCAAUGCAAGGUCUGUCGAUGGAUGAUGAGAUGAAGGAUGUGGGAUUUCUUGCUCCAAUUGUAUCACUUGAUGAGUUCAUGGAAUCCCUGAACUCAGAACCUCCAUUUGGCAGUCCACAUGAGAAUCCUCCUUUAAAGGAAGAGCAUGCAACGGAGAAGAGUGACUCAGAAGUUGGGUCACAUUCUAAAUCACCUUCACAAUCUCCUAAGCAGUCUCUAAAAGAAGCCAAGGAGAGUGUUUCUUCUAAAACAGAACUCGAAAAGACUAAUGUUAUGUCCCCAAAACUGGAUACCGGUGUCAAACUCGAUGCUGAUGUCUCUAAACCUGAAAAUACACAUUUGGCUGAUAGCAUUAAAGAAGACCACAUAUGGGAUGGUAUUCUGCAGCUUAGUGGCGCUUCAGUUGUCUCAGUCACUGGAUUUUUCAAGAGUGGUGAGAAAGCAAAGACAAGCGAGUGGCCAACACUGGUGGAGGUAAAGGGUAGAGUGAGACUCAGUGCGUUUGGGAAGUUUGUACAAGAGCUUCCGUUGUCUCGAAGCCGUGUCUUAAUGGUAAUGAACGUGGUGUGUAAGGAUGGUAUCUCUCAGAGCCAACGUGACAGCCUUUUUGAGGUUGCUAAGUCGUACGUUGCUGACCAAAGAGUUGGUUACGCAGAGCCAACCUCAGGCGUUGAGCUUUACCUAUGUCCAGCACGUGGAGAAACCUUGGAUUUGCUGAGCAAAAUCAUCUCCAAGGACCAUCUUGAUGAGGUCAAGUGUUCAGACGAUAUCGGGUUGAUAGGCGUUGUUGUGUGGAGGCGUGCAGUUGUCGCGUCUCCUGGCUCACGCCAUAAGCCCGGUUUCAAACGUCAGCAUUCUUCUACAAGCACUAAGAGGUCUGCGUUGGCUCCAGAAAACAAAAAGUCUAGUAGUAGUAGUAGUGUGAAUGUUACGAAUCAUCCUGUUGUAAAGGUUGCAUCCAUUGGGAAUCGUGGUUUGGUUGGUUGUAAUGCUGAUGAGGAAGAAGACGUGCCACCUGGAUUUGGCCCCGUAGGUGUGAAAGACGACGAUGAUUUGCCAGAAUUUAACUUCAGUUCCUCUACUGGACCGGUUGCUUCUUCUCCCCAGCCACCACCUCAGUCUAGGUCUAUGGAUCAAGUAAGGGAGCUCAUUCUCAAGUAUGGGAAUUCAGCAGGUAGUGGUAGUAAACAACCAUGGAAUGGUCCUGAUGAUGACGACGACGACGAUAUUCCUGAAUGGCAACCACAAGUCUCAGGCCACCAAAUUCAAUUACCACCACCACCACCACCACCUGACUUGAGUCCUCAAUUUCAUAGCAGAACCAUGGCCCAACCGCCGGCACAACGGCCUGGUGGAUGGAGGGCCAAUCAAAACGCACCUAGGCAACAACAGUACAGUGCACACAGGAACAGAGGAUUUUGAUCUUUGUGAAUGCGUUUGUGUAAAUUAGUUAGGUGUAAUGACUUAUCUAUCAUCAGUUUCCGUAGUGUUUAAUAGAGUUGUAAUAACCUUUUGAAUAAUGGAGUAUACAAGUUUGAAGAAAAACUUUGAAUUCAACA